Molecule: messenger RNA, 1709 nt
Organism: Andrographis paniculata
Lineage: Eukaryota; Viridiplantae; Streptophyta; Magnoliopsida; Lamiales; Acanthaceae
Product: salviol synthase-like
Exons: 2
Coding region: 35-1552 (505 amino acids)
Molecular function (GO): monooxygenase activity; oxidoreductase activity, acting on paired donors, with incorporation or reduction of molecular oxygen; heme binding
Source: RefSeq, a predicted model, not a curated record
UGUUCUAAACUCACACUGCAAAAAACUCGAAUCAAUGGAAAACGCUUUCUCCUUUUUCAUUAUCCUUAUCUCAUCUCUCAUAUUUCUUGCAACCUUAUGGAACGCGAUCACUCUCACCAAACGCCGCCGGACUCCGGCGAAGCUUCCGCCGGGGCCGAGAAAGUUUCCGGUGAUCGGAAACUUGCACAACCUUGUCAGCUUCCGGCCACCCUACCGGGUUUUGGCCGACUUGGCCGCAAAAUAUGGGCCGAUGAUGCAUUUGCAAUUGGGUCAAAUCAGCACAGUCGUUGUAUCGUCAUCCGACGUAGCAAAAGAGUUCUUGAAAACUCACGACAUUACCUUCGCGAAUAGGCCGUCGUUUUUUGCGAUAAAUAUUAUAUGUUAUGGGCCUACGAGCAUUGCAUUCUCGCCGUACGGCGAAUAUUGGAGACAGUUGCGGAAAAUUUGCACAGUAGAGCUGUUGAGCACGAGACGCGUACAAUCUUUCCGCCCUAUAAGGGAGGAAGAUUUUUCAAAUCUUUGCCGAUGGAUAGCUUCGAAAGAAAGGUCUUUGGUCAACUUGACGGAGAAACUCGCCGUGACGACAUGCGACACGGUUAUGCGAGCGUGCCUCGGGAAUAAGACCGAUGAACACAACCAUUUCAUAAAUAUCGUUAAAGAAAGCGCAGCCGUAGCGGCCGGAUUCCAUCUCGUCGAUGUCUAUCCAUCGAUUAGAUGGUUCGGAACGAUCAACGGAUUUAAAGGCCGAAUCGAGAAGGUGCACAAGUUAGCAGAUAGAAUACUCGGGAAAAUCCUCGACGAACACAAAGUAGCUGCCUCGCGAAAGAAAGAGCGCGAAGAUUUAGCCGAUGUUCUCCUCAAGUACCAUAAGGACAGCGGACAUGAACUGCAAUUAACCGAUGACAACAUAAAAGCGGUGCUUCAGGAUAUGUUCGAUGCUGGAAUCGAAACAUCGUCGACAACUGCAGAGUGGGCUAUGGCGGAACUGAUUAAACAUCCGAGAGUUCUUAAGAAGGUACAAGAUGAGGUGAGGGAGGUUUUCGGCGACAAGGGAUUUGUCGAUGAGUCCGAGUUCGAUAACCUAAAGUAUCUGAAGUUAGUGGUUAAAGAAACACUGAGGAUGCAUCCGCCGGUGCCGCUACUGAUCCCGAGAGAAAACUUGGAGGCCUGUGAGAUUAAUGGAUACAAACUACCGGCGAAAACUAGGGUUUUGGUGAAUGCUUGGGCCAUUGGAAGAGAUCCUAAGAUCUGGAAAGAUGCCGACAGCUUUAUACCGGAGAGGUAUCUCGAUAACAUUUCGGUUGAUUACACCGGGAAGAAUCUCGACUACAUCCCUUUCGGUUCCGGGAGAAGGAUUUGCCCGGGAAUGACUUUCGGCCUCGCCAACCUCGAGCUUCCAUUGGCAAUGUUUCUCUAUCACUUUGAUUGGGUUUUGCCCGAUGGAAUGAAGCCUGAAGAUUUGGACAUGGCUGAAACUGUUGGCAUUACAGCAAGAAGGAAGAAUCCUCUUUAUGUGAUUCCUAUAAUGAAGAACCCUGUGCCUCUCAAGUAAAAUCGAGGCAUUCUAUCGAUCUUUUUUAUGUUAUGUUUAAUUAAGACAUUGAGUGUCAUGGUAGAUUGCUGUCUUGAUGUUUGUUGGUACUAUUGAACUUGUUUCGUUUUCUAUGGUUUGGUUGUUUAAUUUUAUGUUUGAUUUCUUGGAAGAAUGA